UGUUUUGGCGGGCUUUGGCGCAGUGAUUUGAUUACCCCGGUUAGGCGGGUCACCCCACUCCGCAGCUUUCACCUGGAGAAAACUCCGGGUAAUCCGCCUUGGUGGAGUACCCCACCUAACAUGUGAACACGAUCAAGAAAAAAAAGAGAGAUUGUAUGGAUAGACUGGUUACCCCACCAAGGCGGGGUACCUCACCUGCCCGAGGUCCCCCAAUUCCAUGUGAACAGGCCCCUGAUACACGAAGGACACGAAGGACACGAAGGACACGAACAAGAUACCUUCCGGCGACCAACCGCUGACCGAACUCGAGAGACUCUGGGCUCCAGUUUCCAGGUUUCUCUCGGCAAUAAAAAACAAAAUGUCGGGCUUUUUCUUGGCGGACAAGAAAGGUUCUUCGUCGAAGCCAAGGAAAAGACAAGCUAAAUCAUCUCAGGUGUUGGGAUCCAAAACUAAGAAGCAAAAGAGCAAAAAGCCAUCGAAGAAGGUUGAAUACAUAGAUGAAGAUGAACUGGGAAGUGAUUCAGACAUUCCAAGUGAUAGGGAGGAAGAUAUGGUUGAAGAGGGAGAGGAGAGGGAUGUUGAGACUGCUCAAGAGAAGCGACUUCGUCUUGCCAAGCAAUACUUAGCACAGUUAGAGAGUGAAGAACAAAAAAAGAAAGAGUCAGAUGACAUAGAUCAUGAUGCUAUUGCUCACAGACUUAAACAGGAUGUUCUCGAGCAAACAGGCAGAUUACAGAAAAGAAUAGCUUCUCAGUACACACAGCCCUCUCCUGCUGCGAUCAGAGUUCUGAGAGGUCAUCAGCUGUCAGUCACAUGUCUGUGUGUGUCACCUGAUGACAAAUUUAUUUUUUCUGCUUCAAAAGACUGCUCCAUCAUCAAAUGGAAUAUAGAAACAGGCCAGAAGGAGGGGAAGAUCUCAGGCUGUCACAAAGCUAGUGAAGGAAACAAAGGCCACAAGGGACAUGUUCUGUGUCUUGCUGUUACUUCUGAUGGCAAGUUUUUGGCUAGUGGCGGAAGAGACAAAGUAAUUCACAUCUGGGAUCCUUGCUCACUUCAUCACCUUCACACAUUCAAAGGACACAAGGAUGCAGUAUCAGGUGUGGCUUUUAGACGGGGAACUCACCAGCUUUUCAGUUGUUCUCAUGAUCGCACAGCAAAAAUUUGGAAUCUGGAUGAGAUGGCUUAUGUAGAAACUUUAUUUGGACAUGAAGACAGCAUCACUGCCAUCGACAGCUUGACAAGGGACAGAGCUGUGAGUGCUGGAGGAAGAGACCGAAGUCUUCGCGUGUGGAAAGUAGUUGAGGAGUCGCAGUUGGUUUUUAAUGCACCAGGGAACAUAGGGUCAUUGGAUUGUGUGCAGUUAAUUAAUGAUGAGCACAUGGUUUCUGGUGCAGAUGAUGGCUCACUAUCUUUGUGGAGUGUGACGAAAAAGAAGCCUUUGUGUACAGUUGCAAAUGCUCACUGUAAACCUGAUAACAGUUCUGAUGAGUGCAUACCAGAUGAGAGUUGGAUAACGUCAAUAGCAUCUUUGCGAAGUACAGAUCUCUUGGCUUCAGCAGGUUCUUGUGAUUCAUGCAUCAAACUCUGGGAGUGUGGAGAUGGUUUCCGAAGUCUCAAGCAGCUCUUCUCAAUACCUAUGGUUGGGUUUGUGAAUGCAUUGUCCUUUUCUAAUGAUGGAAAUGCCCUCAUAGCAGGCAUUGGACAAGAACACAGACUGGGCAGAUGGUGGAGACUUAAAAAUGCAAAGAACUCUGUUUGUGUUAUACCAUUACAGAGAACAGUUGAAAAUGGAGGUCAUGCAUGACAUCUACAAAUAUGUACAUCAUGUAAUGAUAAGCUUCUGGUAAUAAUGUAAAAAGCUGAGCUACAUGUAUCUUGAAACACAGAAUGCUGUUUAUUGCAAAAUAACUAAUGGCUGUAUAUUAUUCUGGUUAUUGGUGGAUAUGUAAUAAGAAAAUCAGUCAUUUCAAUGUG
Messenger RNA from Orbicella faveolata, 1974 nucleotides. Its product is annotated as U3 small nucleolar RNA-interacting protein 2-like. NCBI's taxonomy places the organism in Eukaryota, Metazoa, Cnidaria, Anthozoa, Scleractinia, Merulinidae. Gene Ontology annotation, cellular component: small-subunit processome. The record is from RefSeq and is a predicted model, not a curated record. Gene Ontology annotation, molecular function: protein binding; U3 snoRNA binding.